AUGCCGACGUACUCCUUUCCGUAUCGGACGCUAUGGGAUACGCGAGGCAUCUUGUCGGGCUUGCGAAGCUUAAACACACCUUUUUCUUCAACCGCACCGUCGCUCGACUAUUGCGUGGCCAAGGUGCCGCGAUGGGACUUGUCCAAAUUUGAGAACGUGUUGACUGAUGUCCUGCAGCCGCGCGAGCCGGAGCUCCUUGACCGGCGUCAGGUUAUGGCCGCGUCUCGUGUGUAUUGCCGGAAUGCAACUGACGGCGGCGGCGUGCGACUUAUGACGAUUUCGACUGGCUUUGAUGGGUCGUCGACGUUGUGGCUCGUGCUAGUUUAA
Messenger RNA from Aphanomyces astaci, 327 nucleotides. RefSeq lists its product as hypothetical. The record is from RefSeq and is a predicted model, not a curated record. The transcript has 2 exons. Bases 1 to 327 code for a protein of 108 amino acids. Lineage: Eukaryota; Oomycota; Saprolegniomycetes; Saprolegniales; Verrucalvaceae.